Molecule: messenger RNA, 882 nt
Organism: Macroventuria anomochaeta
Lineage: Eukaryota; Fungi; Ascomycota; Dothideomycetes; Pleosporales; Didymellaceae
Exons: 2
Coding region: 118-570 (150 amino acids)
Source: RefSeq, a predicted model, not a curated record
AUGUCAUUGUCACACAAUUGUUGAAAGCCCACAUCCCUCCAAGCAUCUUUAUUCAAGCUCGACAAAGGCCCCUUCUUCCACGUUACCCCACUGCAUCUAUGACUCAGUCACCCACGCAUGGUUAUGCCAAUCGCCACUGAUACACACCAGCUAGAAACAUACACGCCAUCUAUUCGAGACGUACAACAAGUACCGCUAAUUAUGCACCUUUUCAUCUUCCUCCUGCCCUUGGCCCUCGCCACAGCAACAAACAUCCCCUGGUUCACCCUCCCAACCUGCAAGCCCGGUAACCCCGGCGCAGUAUUCUACUGCUCCAAUGCCAAUUUCGACGGGGACUGCGUCUAUCGCGCGGCGAACGAUGCUUGUUUCGCGCCGCCGAGGGCGCCGCAAAGUAUUGGACCGGACAAGGAGGGUUAUUGUGUGUUGUUUGAGGAUAGAGAGUGUAAGGGGAGUAUUAUUAGGUUUGAUCCUGAAAAUUUGGGUUUGAAUAGAGUAACGUGUCCGGGCAUCAAGACAUGGCCGGAAAAUCUGCCGAAGGUGGGGAGCAUGAGGUGUCAUGCUGAUGCUUGAGAUGCGUAUGUUUGGUUGCAUUCUUUUCUCGUUUUCUUUUGUUUCUCAGCUCGCUUGGAUCUGAUCUCUUCGUUCUCCUGUUGGACUUAUUUUUGAUUGUGCAAGUUGCAGUAUUUCUUAUCGUCUUGGAUCCACCGCCUGAGCAUGUUCAUAAUGUCAUAUCAAGUUUACUGGGAUAGACGGAUUUCAAGAUGUCAAUUGAACUAACCUUUACUCGGCAACAUGAUGCGAAAGCUAAAGUACCAGGGUGUGCUUGGCGAAGGUCAGAUUUUAGGCCUCCAUAGCUGCCACACACAGCAUGACCGACGCUAG